Molecule: messenger RNA, 1988 nt
Organism: Xylona heveae TC161
Lineage: Eukaryota; Fungi; Ascomycota; Xylonomycetes; Xylonales; Xylonaceae
Exons: 1
Coding region: 361-1554 (397 amino acids)
Source: RefSeq, a predicted model, not a curated record
CCGCUGCCCCGCGGUUAUGAACCACCCAGGAAAUGUCGAGAUAGAUACUCUACCUUAUUGGCUUUUUCAGUGUUUAAAAAUUCAAUAUUUUUCUUGAGUUAAUUUGAUGUUUUAGUUUUAUUUUUCCAAAAGAAUUGAAGUUGAUGUUGGCAAUUUUUUUUGUAAUUUUUUUUGCCCAAUGGUCCAUAAUUUAUUCGAGACCGUCUUAUUCCAAAUACUCACUUCUUUAUUUAAUUCAAUGCACGAUUUCCAGAUCAAUUACCUAUUUUCUUUCAUCUCCUUUGGACUCUGUUGAAUUUUCUGUCUCUCCUUAUUUUUCUUGGAGCUGUUAUAUUUAUUUAAGACUCUCUUUUCGGGAACAUGGAUCGUUCGACCAACCUUCAGCAAGAUACUAACCCCUCAAAGCUGGCUAAACGACCACUACGCAACCACCCUAGAGCAACACAAAAUCCCGAAAGCUCCUCUUCACUCUCAUCACGCAUAGCAUCCUCUGCAUCUGGCCUUGCUAGAGAUACUUUUACGAAUCAGCAUCCCAGUACAGCUUCUUCUACAUUCGCAUCUGCCCUGUCCAAUGGAUCAAAAGGACAACAAGCAUCAUCUUCAUCCGCAUCUCAGUCAGAACACUUUUCGUCAUUGUCUCAACCGCUUACUGGAUCUUCUUCAAGUUUAUCAGCUUCUCAUGAUGCGGGUUCAGGCCCUGCGUUUCAAUCUUUCCGGUCACAACCAAGCUCAUCACAUGACCAAAUACAUCAAGAUUUUGAGCAAUUCUUUUCCAAAUGGAAUGGGGAUAACGAUGUCGAAUUGCAUGGAACCAUUUUAGAAGAUAGCCACUUUGCGUUGCCGUACCCCGGACAAACCGUGACACAACCACCGCAGGAGAAACACGUAUAUAGAGAGCAACCGCCACAAUACGAUCCCCAAACUGCAUGGUAUUACCACGAUCUAAACGCCCACCUUAUCAACCAUCAGCACGUCCAGCAUCAACAGUACAUCAUUGAUCAGCGCCGGCAGAAAUCUCGUCCAACCUCGCCGCAAGAGAUGCAGCAUGGUAUCAAUCCACAGGAUGGCGCAGAAGUAGUCAAACUCCUGGCCGAUCCGAAUCUCAAUCUCGAGGACGUUCCUUCAUCGUCUUUUGCUGAAGCAGAUUCUUUAGCGCAGGACCAGCAUCCAUACUCGGUGGAAGAAUUAUUUCAUCACAAUAUCCCCAAGGAAGAAGUGGAGCGGAUACGCACACUCUUUCCACCGCCGCCGGAACAUCGGGUAAUGGAGCAGACGAAUCCAGUAGAUAUGGUCCCAGAAUUUGGCGAAGUGGAUGGCAGGCGAAGCAUGCAGGAUUCUCCUUGGACAAGUGCAUAUCGUUCCCCAGCGGAGCGGGAGCAGUGGCUGAAUGAAUGGGAAGGCGUGCUGAACCGGUACACAGAUGAAGUGUGGGGCGAUUUGUUACCUAUUGUCAAGGAUGCGAGAGAAGAAAUCGAGCAGGCAAGAAAGGACGACCAUGAUACAAUGGCAGGAAGGGCCGUGCGGAGGUUGGGCUUGAUAUUGGCGCACCUGUGAUGGUAAUAUAUCCAAGCGCAAUGUGAAAUUGGAAAUACUCUCUGGAUGCUAAUGAUGAACGGACAACGACAUUAAUCUUGCAUUAAGAAACGCUGAUAGCGUCGCUUAAUAUUCUAUAUAACAUUAUCAUGAAACGUAAUAAAGCCAGCGCAGCAAUGGAAAUCGUCCCUAAACAAAACGACUCGCCCGUCCACCUCGAAUUUUCAAACUCAUGAUACAGAAAUGCUCACAAUGUGAAAUUGAAGGAAAAUGAUCUUGGUUGUGCACCAUGAAGAGUCGUUGGGUCCGACCUGGCCAGUUUGCAAGACUUCCAGGUUCACCGUUCAGCUCGUGGAAGCGAAGCAUACGGGGAUGACCUGGUGUGUCGGGUCGAUGGAUAUAGUUGGGUUACAGAAGGGAAAAAUAAUAGAAGAUUUCGGUCGUUCAAGCAGAGG